Verruconis gallopava is the source of this 2128-nucleotide messenger RNA. RefSeq lists its product as uncharacterized. Gene Ontology annotation, cellular component: membrane. The transcript has 2 exons. Lineage: Eukaryota; Fungi; Ascomycota; Dothideomycetes; Venturiales; Sympoventuriaceae. The coding region runs from base 418 to 2031 and encodes 537 amino acids. Gene Ontology annotation, biological process: amino acid transmembrane transport. The record is from RefSeq and is a predicted model, not a curated record. Gene Ontology annotation, molecular function: amino acid transmembrane transporter activity.
AAGAGGACCAAGUGCAUAUUACGGUAGAAGAUCAUGUUGCUGUGUCGCGACAAUAUGAUCUGGAUGGACUGUUCAACUCAGGCCAGUACUCUAGCCUUUCGGAUGUUACCAGCCAUCGGCGAUAUUAGGACAUUCCAUGCUAGACUCCCUACCUCAUCGGACUUCAUCGGACUUCCUCUAUCGCUCCAUGUCCUGAGAACUAGAUCUUCUUAUCGAUGAUCCUGAUUCAGUCGCUUGUUCUCUGUCUGUUGCUAAGGAGUCCCGUACUCUAUGGGCGGCGACUUGCAAUCUUGACUUUGCAUAUAUUUCAGAUGGCCGACAGUGGAUAAGAUCUAGACUGUCAGCUGAACUCGAUACUCUGUUAAACUUGAUUCGAAGCCCUUACUUGAGUUUCAACAAAGCUUUCAACCAUCAGCCAUGUCGAAGAAUACGGCUGAAGUGGAAAAUAAACCCAUGUCGUCCAAUUCGGAGCCCGCGGACGACAUGAGCGAAGGAGUUGUCGCUGUUAGCAAUGGAGACAUCAUUGACGACGGUGUACGCCGUGCUCUCAAAUCUCGUCACCUGCAGAUGAUUGCCCUUGGGGGUGUUAUAGGUCCAGGCACAUUUUAUGCCACUGGUUUUGCUCUACGAUACUCUGGCCCGGUCGGCGCCCUCAUUGGAUACAUCAUCAUCGGUCUCGACGUAUUUUUCGUUACGCAAUCUUUGGGAGAGAUGGCCACCCUUUUCCCAUCAACUGGAUCCUUCAACGAAUUUGCGGGGCGCUUCGUCGACCCUGCUUUGUCCUUCGCGUUAGGAUGGAACUAUUGGUACAUGUGGGGAACCAUUCUUGCAAACGAAUACAACGGAGCGGCUUUGAUCAUGAGCUUCUGGACCGACAAACUUCCAAACUACGCUUGGAUACUGUUGUGCUGGGUGUUCUUUAUGGGGACUUCACUCCUUGGAGUGCUUGCGUACGGUGAAAUGGAGUUUUGGCUGGCGUCCUUCAAGUUCAUAGUGACAAUAAUUCUGUACCUGGUCGCGAUACUACUCGACACCGGUGCAAUCGGCGGCGACUACAUAGGUUUCAGAUACUGGAAAGAUCCAGGACCAUUUGCAAACGGCAUCAACGGGUUCGGCAAAGUUCUUAUCCUCGCGGCGGUUAUGUACAGUGGAACUGAGGCAAUUGCCAUUACCGGUGGCGAAUCUCGAAAUCCAAAAAAAGACAUUCCCAAGGCGCUCAAACAGACCUUCUGGCGUAUUCUCAUUGUUUACGUUGGAAUGAUGUUCUUUACCGGUCUCAUCGUUCCUUCGAACUCGGAAGCGCUACUCAGUGCCACGUCAAAGAGCGCAUCUUCUCCGUUUACAGUUGCCCUCAACAACGCCGGUUGGCGAGGAGCGGGCAACCUCAUCAAUGCGAUUAUUGUACUUACGCUCCUAUCGUCAAUCAACUCCGCAAUCUACAUUGGAAGCCGAUGUAUCUUCGCGCAGGCAAAAGCAGGACGCGCGCCAGCUAUCCUGGCCUGGACCAGUAAAAGUGGAGUACCUGUUCCUGCAGUUGUGUUCAGCAAUUUGAUCGGACUUUUGUCACUUCUGAACAUCUCUGAAAACGCUGGUAAUGUUUUCAGCUAUCUGUUAUCCAUUUCUGGAGCUGCAGCCUUCAUCGCGUGGGCUUUCAUAGGCUUAACACACUUGCGAAUGCGCAGUGCGAUGAAAGCCCAGGCAAUCCCUCUUUCAGUUCUCCCUUACAAGUCCUUGGGGUACCCAUACAUUCCUUGGAUCUUGCUGGUGGCGAACAUCUUCUUGGUAAUUAUUUCAGGUUACACAACGUUGCUGCAUCCCUUCGACCUCAAGGGAUUCAUUUUCUCUUACUUGGUUAUCCCCUUAUUUUUGAUCCUCUACUUUGGAUGGAAGCUGUAUCACAGAACAACUAUCGUCAACCCAGUUGACGCAGACCUCAAGUCGGGACGACGAGAGUGGUUGAGUAAUGGCGAGGAUGAGGAACGUCCGAAUAAAGGUUUUUUCCGCAAGGCCAGAGAGUUAGUUGUUGGAUAGAGCAUCCUUUGAAUGAGAAAAACCUGAUGGUGGGACGGAAAAGUCUACAUAUUCUGUGUAUCUCAAUUCUGAAAUAGUAAUGUGCGCUUUUGUUUCC